AUGGUGCUCCACAAGAACAAAUGGGAUCACAAGGCAAAAAUAUCCUACCUCAAGAAACAUGGACUAACUCGGCCCAAACAGGCCCCUCAGAUCACUCCGAAGUGGUCAUCCAAGAAGACGUCCGAGGCUAGAAGGACACUCAACCUUGACGACUCCGAUGACAGCGAUUGGGACUCAGAAGAUGAAGCAUUGAUCAAUCAUUUCUACCCAGAAAUCGCCGAGCAAAAUAUCCUGGUAGAUCAGAAGUUGAAAAUCAAGAGACAGAUCAUCAAUGGACUUCGGGAGAAGAUGAAUGAGGAACAGGAAAACGACGGCGAAGAAGAAAACAUCGAGGAACAACAGGAAGACGAGAUGGGUGGAAUUUACUUGGGAACACAACCUGAAGAGGAGAUCGAGCUUCCAGAACUAGAUUCUAGACUCGCUGAUUUCGUGAUUACAGACCUCAAGCCAUCCAAGAAUAGGAAGUUGUUGAAGAACAAGAUUCUGGAUAAUCUCUUAGAAGAUUAUGGUAUAUCCAGCUACAAGGACACGGUGAGCAACACCAACUACAACGACACAAAAAAGGAAAAGAAUGUGGACAGACUCACUGCAGACCAGUUACACGGGCUCCGAAUUGGUGAAUCAGAUAAUUCUCCCGAUAGCUCAAUCCGGACUUUGACAGAAGAGGAAAAAUUCGAACAUACAGAGAGAUCAAAAAAAUUGGAGAGUGCUAAACUUUACGAGCAAAUGAAGAAGAAAUUUGGCGAAUCGACUGCCAAAAGCAAGGUUUUGGAGAUCAACAACUUCAACGCACAAGACCUGCGACUGAUGGAAGUGUUGAAUCUGAAGUUGACGCAGACCAACGAGAAAAUCACAUUGGACGACGAUUUGAAUUUGCUUCUUGGAGGUAGCAGUGAGCACCACACUGAGAGUUCGGCUCAAAAUGUGGAUUUGGACACUUUAUUGGCACUGGCUACUCAGGGAGAUAAACCAGACUCAAAGAUCGAUACUCAUAAUUAUGGAAAGGCUUCAAAAGUCGACGAAGAUUUUCUAGACGAUUUACUUGGAUAA
Molecule: messenger RNA, 1050 nt
Organism: Sungouiella intermedia
Lineage: Eukaryota; Fungi; Ascomycota; Pichiomycetes; Serinales; Metschnikowiaceae
Source: the annotation of a GenBank genome assembly